Molecule: messenger RNA, 1566 nt
Organism: Mytilus trossulus (common blue mussel)
Lineage: Eukaryota; Metazoa; Mollusca; Bivalvia; Mytilida; Mytilidae
Exons: 5
Coding region: 60-1169 (369 amino acids)
Source: RefSeq, a predicted model, not a curated record
UUUUGUGAUUUUGCAGUGGACAGCUGUGAUACAACAUAAACAUUUUAUAAUUCUUAAACAUGUCUCUUGAACUUGAUCUUUUAGACGAGGAAUACAGUUCAGUGGGAAAUGAUACCCCUAGUUUACAGAUGUCAAAUGAACUAAGUCGCUCAAUACGUAUCGGAAAUCUACCAUCAAGUGUCAAAAAUUGGACAACAAAACAUGCAGAAUUGCUUAAUGUUUAUUAUGAAAAAGAAUAUAUAAAUGAUCCAUUAGAUGUUCUAGAAAGAAUUCCAACAUUACAACCGUUCAGUAGAGAGCAACAUCAUUUUACAGACAGUUUAAAGUCAUCCUUGCAGUUUAAUGCAUCAUACAAAACAUUUGACGAAACCUACAAUUUUUACACAAUAGAAAACGGAAUGAAGAAAGAGUUGGAGAAUACCAUUUGUAAAGUGAACAAAAAUUCUGAACAUGAUAGAUUCAUCAAAUUCAAGGUGUCUAGAUUUUUGAAAUGUCUACACAGAUUUAUGGUCGAUAUGGAAUCUCUACGGAAGAAUUAUGAAGAAUUCAAAGGAAACUUUAAACAUCUUCUUGGUAGUUUUGUGGAAAUGUGUUGUAUGGAAGUUUUGGAAUGCUCAGAUACCUCUCAGUCUGUCUGGAGAAAUUUACAAGGAACCAAGACAGUAGUAUCAAAACCAGACCUUUGUUUGUAUAAAUCAGGACUAGAGGAUUUCUUAUUACUGGAUGAUGAAGUAGUAGUACCUGUUACUGAGGUGAAAUUAAGUCCUGAGCCUUUACAAAUGAGAUCAAAAGAAAUUAAUUCAACCUUCAACCCAGCAUGUACAGAUGACAAGGCGAAAUCUCAACUAGAGUUAGACUUCAAUGAAGAUAUCCUAGGCCUACAUGCAGGCACACUUUUGUUAGAUCUAGAUAGAUAUUGUUUGAAGAAAACAGUGUAUAUUGAUGACGAUUAUGUGAUGAGAAUGCCAGGGAUUAUGUUUAAAGGAACACAGGUUUUAUUUACAUUACUAGAAAUGAAUAGAUCCCAUCACAGAAAGCUGAGAUAUAGUGAAGACCUAGAUAAUGAGAAAGAUCUGGCUAAAAUUUAUUACUCUAGGCCAUUAGACAUAUUGGUUGAGAAAGAUCGAUGUACACUUAUAGAAAGUUUCAUGAGAUUAAACAACAUAUAGUGACAAUUAUUAAAAGUAUCUGACAAUGUUGACAAGGAUCAUUUAGUAAAAAUAACCACAUGUAAACAAUAAGAUGGAAUCUAGAACAUGUUUGUGUGAAUGGAAUUCUUGUUGUGGUCAGUUAAAAAUCAUCCCUCAACUGAAAAAGGAAUUCAUGGAAUAGAAACAGGAUUUUUAAAAAACUAUUGCCAUAUUUUGUGCUAACCUUUUUUUGCAAAUGGAAAAAAGUAUAUAUUUUCUAAAGAUUCCAACACAAUCAUUGGUUUGAGCCUUGAUUUUAAUUUAAACUUGUUUCCUAUAGAUUAAUACACUUUGUAAUUUCAUUACAUUAUAAUCUGUUAUUUGUGAUAGCUGUUUGAUAGCAAGAAUAAAAAUAUCUUCCAAUAGGGCCCAUUUA